AUGUCUACACCAAACCCAACAAACUACUCAGUCCACUCCAUCGUCGCCGCAUACGGGGUCGGCCUGAUUCCCCACGGCUAUUAUUUUGUAAAAAUGAUGGCCAACGCAAAUGGCAUGGCUAGCAACAUCCUACCCCGUGAAAACCUGUCCAAUCUCAAAGGCAAAGUCACAGACAAGGUAUGGACGCAGCUCGCCAAAGCCCGGGGCGCACAUCUAAACGCCAUGGAGAAUAUUCCUCUUUUCGCUGUUGCUAUGCUAGCGGGGAAUGUUGCCAAGCUUCCCACAAAAGAACUCAAUGUCCUCUCGCUGGAGUACAUAGGUGUACGGCUUUUGUACAUGGCGACGUAUAUGGGGGCGCGGUCGGAGGCGAUCAGUUAUGUGCGGACGGGGUUGUGGGCGUGGAGUGUUUCGAUUCCGAUUUUGGCGCUUCUUAAGGCAGGGAAUGUUCUCAGUCAGGUUGAUUAA
Aspergillus puulaauensis is the source of this 465-nucleotide messenger RNA. RefSeq names its product MAPEG family protein. The transcript has 3 exons. The record is from RefSeq and is a predicted model, not a curated record. Lineage: Eukaryota; Fungi; Ascomycota; Eurotiomycetes; Eurotiales; Aspergillaceae. The coding region runs from base 1 to 465 and encodes 154 amino acids. Gene Ontology annotation, cellular component: membrane.